AUGUUCGCGCGCCGCGUGUUCAUCGCGCUUCUAGCCGCAAGCCUCGGCACUGCCAAGGCCUGCACGGCGUACGCCGCCGGCAAGGGCGCCACCAAGGACGGAAGCGUCAUCGUCUCCCACAGCGACGACGGCGCCGGCUCGUCAGACCAUGACCUGUCGGACAACGCCACCGCAUGGCGGCCCGUGUGGCCUGACGACGAGGACUGGCCGCGCUUUGUCGGCAAGUCGCGUGGCUCCACCUACGAACCACUGCCCGGCCAGAGUCUGACCAAGCCGGCGGGCUUCGUCAAGCAGGUCGCGCACACCUAUGCUUACUUUGACGGGAACUACGCGGUCCAAAACGAGCACCAGGGCGCUCCCAACCCAGUGACAUCCCUCACCACACGCGGCACCUCCGUGGCACCGCCGCCGCUCGUCGAAGGUGGAGGCCCUGCGGCCACGUCGAUGGCGGCUGUUCCAUGGGUGAUGGCUGCCACCGGCUGGGUCGUCGCGGCGGCGCUGUUCGCUCGCCGCCACAGGGGCUCCACAGCAGCGGCGCCAGCGACUGGGGGGGAUUAUGCGGCGUUCCGAUGA
Messenger RNA from Emiliania huxleyi CCMP1516, 573 nucleotides. RefSeq lists its product as hypothetical. Lineage: Eukaryota; Haptophyta; Isochrysidales; Noelaerhabdaceae. The transcript has 3 exons. The record is from RefSeq and is a predicted model, not a curated record. The coding region runs from base 1 to 573 and encodes 190 amino acids.